Messenger RNA from Stegostoma tigrinum, 4469 nucleotides. RefSeq names its product BTB/POZ domain-containing protein 8-like. Bases 236 to 3631 code for a protein of 1131 amino acids. The transcript is spliced from 7 exons. Lineage: Eukaryota; Metazoa; Chordata; Chondrichthyes; Orectolobiformes; Stegostomatidae. The record is from RefSeq and is a predicted model, not a curated record.
CCAGUUUAACCCUGCCCACCAGGAGCUAGUGCUUGUGUCUGUUCACUCCCUAUUCUGCUGGUUGCAGUAGCUUCUUUAGCCUUUGUGACACUCGAGGGGUAGAAGCAGUGAGGAACUAGCAUUGGAACUGACUGGUUUUUGGAUCUAGGAAGAGUUAAAUCCUGAGCAGUGUCCCUUUCUGCUGCUGGAGUCUAUUUGAUAGCCACCCUGUUCUCCCCCUCUCCAGAAAGACACCAUGGACACAGAAGGCUCUGAAAGGCCAGCCACUUCUGACCAAGCAACAACAGUGGUGAAAAGUUCAUUGAACAACCAAACAAAUGGGUCGGCCAAACCAGGUCUGAAGCUGCCCAGUGGAAGUCUGCCCAAGGCUGGUAUCAAGGGCAAUAGACAACCAAUCUCCAGUCGCCCAGCUUCCACACCCCACAGAGUGCUCAGUGGCAGUAAAAAGGUCACUGAGCAAAAGCAAAGAGUUUCCUCAGUACAAACCUCACCUGGAUCUUGCAUGUCAUCUCAUGCUAAAAUCAUGGAGAAGAAACUGGAUGCCAAGGUGACAAAGGAACAUGUGAGUGGGGUGCAUGCUGGAAAUGCAAAUGGUGAUUCCAUCUCUGCAAUGGGGAAGGCUGGAGGACCAAGCAAGCGGGGGCUAGCCAUCCCCAAGGCGGCUGCUCAAGGGAAGAAUCCAACUCCACUGCGGCCCAGCUCCACAGUUUCCAAGAGGCCAGUUGCUGCAGUGGCCAAGGUGCCUGUUUCCAGACCAGAGAGACCCCUCCAGAGCAAGUCAGCCAGACCAGAUGCCACUACUUCAAGCCACUUGACCCAGAGUACGGGAGCACUGAGAAGACAGCCAGUACCUGUCAGCACAGGAGGACCAAGGAAACAGCUGCUACUGAGAGAUCCUCGUGACCGAUCCCAUCCAGCUCAGUCAGGUGUCCUGUCAACAAAACCUCAAACAGGAAAACCUAUCACCUCUUUGAACAAAGAUGUUAAGUCUGCCACUUCACUAGCACGUUCCAGCCCUGAACUCAACAAAGUCACCCGAGCAGUGAAGUCAACAAAACCAACGUCUGCAAAACCUUCAGAAGCAGAGGGGAAGACCUUAAAUGCAAGAGCAAAGGGUCAGCUGCCCAAAGUGGCUACUAGAUCCACAGCAAGACCACAGCCAGGUAAUGCCACUUCAAAGAUGCCUGCAGGGAAUAUUCCCAAACAAUCGACUAAACCCUUGAAGAGAAAUGUUGAGAAGCAAUCCCUGCCAAAUAAGACUCUGUCAUCCUCUGCCAGGAAGCCUAUUUCUGAAAACUAUGUUGAUGAGGAAACGAGGGCUGUAGGGCUGGCAGGACCUCUGCCAAAAAUGCCAGCUGAGGUGGAGAGUGCAGUGGUGAAUGAGGAAAUGAGUGCAAUAUUGUCCAGUGAAGAUGUGGCAGUGACUCAGGGGCACCUAAAGAUCGAAGAACUUCCAUCUCCCCAGCGAAUGCAGUCAACCCCUUGCCUUAGCAAUACUGAAAUGAUCGUGAUCUCAGCUGCAGCAAAGAUGGAGGAUGAAGAAGUUGAAACAAGCUCUUGGACGAGAGCAAACGCAGCAGCUGAAGGUCAAAAGGAAGAUUCAACAGAAGCUAUUAUUGACUUGGAUGAAGGAAACAAGGGUCUGAGUGACCAAAUGACAGAAACUGAUUUAAACUUUCCACUCAAUGAGGAACAAAAUCUUGGCACUCCUGAUUCAUUCAAAACCCCUGUCAAAGUGGACUCGAGCAAAACUGAAGCUGAACAGUUUAAUGAUGAGACCUGUACUCCCAUUAAUGAGAGAACUGAUCUGAACAACCUGCAGGUACAGCAUUUACUUGCUGAAUCUGGUUCAACACCUUCAGGAAAGGGCCUGUCUCAGAGCUCAGCUGAGGAUGGCUCCCCAAUGGGAGAUGGAUCAGCCAACAUCAAUGGCAGUGCUGCUCCUGUGCCAAUGCUGCAGGAUCUAGCACCUCAUGCAGGGCCACCUUCAGAGUGUUGUCUUGAUGACAGUUCUCCUGAGAUGGACAGUCCUCUAACUAAUGUAGAGAAAGCAAAGCUUGGCUUGUAUGAAUAUUCUGAAGAGGCAGAUACAGAAGAAUCUCCUAAUGAGCUUUGCCCUGAAACUCUUCAAAGUGAAGACAACCAAGAUCGCCUUUUUGAAUCUCCAAACCUAGUGGAGACCAGACAAACCAGACAGGAGGAGGGUUCUGUCCUGCCAUUGGAGCAGAAGCUGGGAAUUUCAUCAGAGGAGUCACAUGAAGACCAGGGUGUCUCCAAGUCAAGUACACUGAGUGGCCCAGACUUGGCAGGAAAAAGCAGCAGUACCACCAGUACUCCUGAGGAGCUGAAGGACUACGACAGCAGUUCAGGAGUGGAGUCAAAGUCUGAGAAACUAGAAUCUGGGGACAUAUAUGUUCCUCAGACUAUGCUGAGCCCACUAGAUGACCUGGAUCAGGAUUUAGGGAUUCACUUGGAAAGGGUUGAUGAAGAGCCAGAUACAUUUGCAGCAGAUGAUCUACAUGGUGAUCGUUCAACAGAGCCCAUGGUGUCUUCAGAGGAUGAAGACCACUUGGAGGUUGACUGUGAACGAGUGAAUGAGUCUAGCCCAUGUGGUUUGGAAGGAAUCGAUAAUCCAGUAUUUGAGGACAAAACCACAAUGGACUCUAACGUGGAAGCACUGAGCCACGCUGCUUCCUCAGGUUCCUUCAAACACUUGACUCUUCAUGCUGUGGAUGAGAGUGAAGAACUUGCAACAGCUGAGGUUCCUUAUUCCAUUGCUUCUCAAAACUGCAUGCACUUGGCUGUUGGGUCUUCACCAGAAGUUUCCACUUGUGGCCAAAGAGCAGGCCUUGCAAUGGACCAUCAGUCUUGUGGAGCUGAAGUAAGCCCUUCUCUUGAGAACAGUCUUCUUCAGCAUGUGGAAGAUGCUAUUGUUCCUGAAGUGACUUUCUUGCCCAUCAAAGGCAGUGACCUGGCAGAAGCAGAAUUGGAGUCUGAUCAAUCCAAGUCUUGUGACGUUGAGGAACCAGUUGCAAGAUAUCCAAUAGACCACCUUGAUGAGAGUGUGAUUAAUGUGCAGAAGCUGUCCACUCCCACCACUGAUGCAAAUGGCAAUCACAUGCUGCAUCAGCAGCAGUACUAUCCUGCUUGUGAAAAGAAUGAUAGGCUGUUGACAGGCCUCUUGGGCGAUCAAACACCACUACAGCCGCAUGCUGGUGUACCAUGGAUAUCGCCACCCCUACCUCCAAUCCUUUCCACCAUCUAUGAAGUAGAAACAGCAGAGGAGACCAGGUUGGAUGAUGACCUCAAAAAGGAGCAAAUUCAGAAACCGACAGACUGGCAACGUCCUGAACUCAUGGAGGAGCCCAGUGACAGGGUCUUGAUGCUACAGAUUGAACCAGUGAAGGUUGUGCAGCAGCUGAUCAACCAGACGUUGCAGCUGUCUGGAGAUGGUAUGAAGUUACAAAGUAAGGUGACAGUUGACCAGGCAGAGCUGAGCAAGUGGACGGGUCUUAUAUCACCACUAGAUGACUCCACAGCCAGCAUCACAUCUGUCACCAGCUUUUCUCCUGAAGAUAUUUCUUCUUCCCAAGGUGAAUGGACUGUAGUGGAGCUAGAGACUCAUCACUAAUAUUUUCUUCUUGCUUGUACAUUCUAGCCUCAAAAGGUAGUGCUUCUAAGUCAGUUGGUAAAGUUAACAUUUCUUUCUUGAUGGUUUUUUUUCAAAAAGUCCAGACUAGGGGGCCAUGUGCCCUAGUGGGCUUCGUAUGGGUUUAUCCAAGAGCACAAUGGUGGUAUGCUCUAAGUCCUCAACAGUGUUUUCAAAUUCCUACUUCCAGGUCCAAGACAAUGCACUUUUAUGAUGGGAACCAGCCUUGAAGUGCUACUGUCACUACUUUUUGUUAUUGAAUUUCAUGCAUUCAACAGGUUGAGUUUUGCAGUAAAGAGGCUUUUGUCUAGAACUUCAAUCUGACGAGAACUCUUGUUCCCUGAAUUUGAAUGUUUUAUUUGUAUCUCUGCUCCAAAGCUGCCUACAUUUUUAAUGGUAAUCUUCAAUGAUGUCUGUUCCAACUUGAGGGUUAUCUGCUCAACUUGGAUGCAAAUAACUUUUAAAUAUUUGGCUACAGUUUUUAAAGUAUAUCUUCUGACAGGUGACUUUGAACAAGGUGUAAGUUUGCAAUGAAGAUCUAAUUUUGUGUAUCUACUGCAGCUAGAUAGUUCAAGAUUUAGUUUUUUUAAAAACAGCUGUAUUGGGUUCUUGCUAUGUGCCUCGCUUUGUCUAAGUUGCCUCUAAUCAUUGUUUUAUUUCUAAGUGGAAAUGUUACGACCAACCAACCUUGAAUUUUUGAAAAUGGGAAGAAUAAACUCGUUUAAGAUGGAAUUCUAUCAAUUUUUAGGCUUGCUCUUGCAGCCCAAGUUCAGAAUUUUUAUCUGACCUCCUCACCCCCCCCCCCCCAAAAAAAAACAAA